Molecule: messenger RNA, 1487 nt
Organism: Euleptes europaea (tarantolino)
Lineage: Eukaryota; Metazoa; Chordata; Lepidosauria; Squamata; Sphaerodactylidae
Gene: ATG14
Product: autophagy related 14
Exons: 10
Coding region: 1-1485 (494 amino acids)
Biological process (GO): mitophagy; autophagosome assembly; cellular response to starvation
Cellular component (GO): autophagosome; extrinsic component of omegasome membrane; mitochondria-associated endoplasmic reticulum membrane contact site
Source: RefSeq, a predicted model, not a curated record
AUGGCGUCUCCCAGGGGCGGCGGUUGGCCGGGCCCGGCCUGCGGGUGGCGCCGGGCCGGCGGCGGCGCGAGCGAGGCGGCUGAGGCGGCCGAGGCCGGGGCGGAGGGCCUGUACGUGGCCGUGGAGCGCUGCCCGCUCUGCAACACCACCCGCCGCCGCCUGACCUGCGCCAAGUGCGUCCGCCAAGGCGACUUCGUCUUCUUCGACGGCCGCGACUCCGAGAGGUUCUCUGAAAAGAGAGAGAGACUAAAGCAUCUUAAAAGCAAGCAGAAUGAAUUCCAGGCCCAGUUGUUAAAAGCUAUGGAAAGGAAGUGGAUAACCAGCGACCAGUUGAGAUGGAAAAUCAUGUCUUGCAAGAUGAGAAUCGAGCAGCUGAAGCAAACCAUUUGCAAAGAAAACGAAGAGACGGCCAGACAUGCUGAGUGCCUCCUCAGAGUCAAGGAUGACAACCAGAAGCUCUACCGCCGGGCCCAGCGCCACCAGGAGAAGAAGGAGAAAAUCCAGCGGCACAACCGCAAGCUGGGCGACCUGGUGGAGAAGCGGAUCUGCGACCUGAGGGGCCAGCACGAGCAGCUGGCACGCCUGCGGCGGUCCCACGUCCUGGAGCUGACCUCAGUCAUCUUCCCCAUCGAGGAGGUGAAGCUUGGCGCGAGGGAUCUGGUGGACAUGUCCUCCGAGAGCGACAGCGCCAUGACCUCCAGCACCGUCAGCAAGCUGGCGGAAGCCCGGAGGACAACCUACCUGUCCGGGCGUUGGGUCUGCGACGACCACAACGGGGACACCAGCAUCGGCAUCACGGGGCCUUGGAUAACCCUGCCCAGCAACGGCGACUAUUCCGCCUACUACAACUGGGUGGAAGAGAAGAAGACCACGCAAGGGCCAGACAUGGAGCAUAACAACCCUGCGUACACCAUCAGCGCCGCUCUGUGCUACGCGACUCAACUCGUCAACAUUCUGUCCCACAUACUUGAUGUCAACCUUCCCAAGAAGCUGUACAACAGGCAAUUCUGCGGGGAGAAUCUCAGCAAGCGCAAGUUCACUUGGGCGGUGAAGAAGUUGAACGCCAACAUCCUGUACCUUUGCUUUUCUCAGCAUGUCAACCUGGACCUGCUGCACCCUCUGCACACGCUCAGGAACCUGAUGUACCUGGUCAGCCCCGAGACAGAGAACUUGGGAAGAUCCGGGCCAUUCGAGAUCAGCGCCGACCUGGAGGACUCCAUGGAGUUUGUCGACCCCAGCGGCGCCGGCGAAACGGACGAGAGCGGGGACGAGCACGUCAGCGACGAGGAGACGGACCUGGGGACGGACUGGGAGAACCUGCCCAGCCCCCGCUUCUGUGACAUCCCCUCCCAGACCGUGGAGAUGCUGCAGAGCCAGAGCACCCAGGCCUCACAGCCAGUCGCCAGCAGCAGCGCCGGUGGCAUGAUCUCCUCGGCAGCAGCCUCCGUGACCUCUUGGUUCAAGGCGUACACUGGACACCGCUAGGA